AUGAUUGCCAAAUCCCGGGGAGAAGAAGAGGAUGUUGGGAACCUCAAGAAGCUGUUCAAAAGAUUAAGAAAGUUCCAGUUGAAGCUUAACCCAGCCAAAUGUACGUUUGGGGCUACAUCGGGAAAACUACUAGGUUUUAUUGUCAGCGAUAGGGUAUUGAGUUCGAAGGCUCAGACAAUACAUGUUGUAUCAUACAACAUGGUUAAUUUCAAAGCUAGAUCCAUUAAAGUACUUGAUGGAAUCACCCGCACUCUCCGAGAGAAUGGCACAUGGCAGAUCCUAUUGUCUGAAUAUGACAUUGUGUAUGUGAGCCAAAAGUCGAUAAAGGGAAGAGCGAUAGCUGACUUCUUGGCAAGUCGAGCAAUGGAAGAAUAUGAGUCGUUGAGAUUCGAUUUCCCAGAUAAAGACUUGAUGUGCAUUUCUGAAGGUGAAUCAUCAAAAGACCAAUCAUGGAAGAUGAGUUUCGAUGGUGCAUCAAACACGUUGGGGCACGGGAUAGGAGCAGUUUUAUUGUCACAGGAAGGAAACCAUUACCCGCUCACUGCCAGAUUGAAUUUCUUCUGUACCAAUAAUAUAGCAGAAUAUGAAGCUUGCAUCAUGGGACUUCGUGCAGCUAUUGAAUGGAAAAUAGAAAUCUUAGAGUUGGUUAACGCUCUGACCACAUUGGCUUCAAUAUUCAAAGCAAAUAGAGAAACUGAAAUAAUACCUCUCCAAAUGAGCAUAUAUGAGGUCCUUGCACACUGUUUUAGCAUUGAGAAGGAGUCAGAUGGACGACCGUGGUUUCAUGACAUCUUGGAAUAUAUUAAGAAUCAAAGGUAUCCUAAGCAAGUAAUCGAGAAUAACAAGAGAACAAUCAGGAGAAUAGUUGUUGGGUUUGUCAUUGACGGGGAUAUCCUAUACAAAAGAGGAAUGAAUCAAAUGCUCCUGAGAUGCAUGGACGCUAUUGAAGCCAGAAAGAUACUUGAAGAGAUCCAUGAAGGAAUUUGUAAAACGCAUGCCAAUGGUUUCACUAUGGCUAGGCAAAUUAUGAGACUCGGGCUAAUUUCCCCGAAGGCUUCCAAUGGACAUCGAUUUGUUUCUGUGGUUAUUGAUUACUUUACAAAAUGGGUAGAAGCCACUUCGUUUGCUAAUGUGACGAAGACCGCAAUAAAGCAUCAAAAUUCCUCACCUUACCUCUCGAAAAUGAACGGAGUUGUUGAAGCGGCCAACAAAAACAUUAAGAGAAUUAUCGAGAAGAUGACUGAGACAUAUAAAGAUUGGCACAAGAAGCUACCAUUCGCUUUGUAUGCAUACCGCACCUCUGUGCGGACAUCUACGGGAGCAACUCCUUUCUCCCUGAUCUACAGGAUGGAAGCCGUUUUGCCUAUCGAAGUAGAGAUCCCAUCCCUGUAA
This is a messenger RNA of Gossypium raimondii (Peruvian cotton), 1392 nucleotides long. RefSeq lists its product as uncharacterized. Lineage: Eukaryota; Viridiplantae; Streptophyta; Magnoliopsida; Malvales; Malvaceae. Gene Ontology annotation, molecular function: nucleic acid binding; RNA-DNA hybrid ribonuclease activity. The transcript is spliced from 5 exons. The record is from RefSeq and is a predicted model, not a curated record. The coding region runs from base 1 to 1392 and encodes 463 amino acids.